Molecule: messenger RNA, 522 nt
Organism: Peronospora belbahrii
Lineage: Eukaryota; Oomycota; Peronosporomycetes; Peronosporales; Peronosporaceae
Source: the annotation of a GenBank genome assembly
AUGGUUAGCACUCUGGACUUUGAAUCCAGCGAUCCGGGUUCAAAUCCCGCACUCUGGACUCUGAAUCCAGCGAUCCGGGUUCAAUUCCCGCGUGAACUGAACGACUGGAUGAGUGUUGACGAUGUUUGUGGACGGUCGAUGGAUUGUUGGUCUGGUUGCUCUUAUGGUGUAAUGGUUAGCACUCUGGACUUUGAAUCCAGCGAUCCGGGUUCAAAUCCCGCACUCUGGACUUUGAAUCCAGCGACCGGGUUCAAAUGCACUCUGGACUCUGAAUCCAGCGAUCCGGGUUCAAUUCCCGCACUCUGGACUUUGAAUCCAGCGAUCCGGGUUCAAAUCCCGGUAGGAGCUCGUUUUUCACUCUGGACUCUGAAUCCAGCGAUCCGGGUUCAAUUCCCGCACCUGGAUGAACAGCGACGGGUCAAAGGUAGGAGUCGUUUUGGGGGUCAAACAGGGGUUGGGAGCAAUUUGAGAGGAGAGGAUAGUUUGAGUUUGAAAAGCGUAGAUGAUUUGGAGGGAUGGUAA